Pectinophora gossypiella (pink bollworm) is the source of this 7131-nucleotide messenger RNA. RefSeq names its product schwannomin-interacting protein 1 homolog (gene Schip1). The transcript has 12 exons. Gene Ontology annotation, biological process: positive regulation of hippo signaling. Lineage: Eukaryota; Metazoa; Arthropoda; Insecta; Lepidoptera; Gelechiidae. Gene Ontology annotation, cellular component: plasma membrane; cell junction. The record is from RefSeq and is a predicted model, not a curated record. The coding region runs from base 254 to 2911 and encodes 885 amino acids.
CGCGGGGGCGUACGUUCUUGCUACCUCGCCGCAAUAUACCCACUCCUCAUACUAUAACCUCGUUAACUUAAGUGACGUAAAGUAUUCUUAUACCUACCGACACAUAGUUGACGCGAGCCGACGGGACGUGGCGAGCAGCGACGCUGCACCGGAUCCCAGCACUCGGACGAAUAACAGAUAACCUUGUCCGCUGCAUUUAUUAUUCAGUGACUGCGCUAACCUAUAGCCAGGAUGGCGCCUUUUACAGGUAAGCAUGCGGCUCCAGCACGUGACUGACAACGGCAACAUCGCAGCGUUGAACCGCCACGAGGUGUCAUCCCACAUAAAUUACGACAACAGGCUUUGGCUCUCGAACAAUACUGACUCUCGCAACGAGUACAAUAAUAUCACCAGAACCGAUAAUUCGCAAUACAAUACUAAUUUCAACAUCUAUGACACGAGAGAAAGUUCGGAUGUAGACAGGACAAUAGAAAACAGUACUUCCAACAUAACUGAAGUAUAUAACAGACAAUAUAGACUCAACACAGAAACCAAUGUAAACUUUAUUAAAUCCUGCGUUAACACGGCCAAUCUGGAGGGAGUCACAGAAACAAUAGUCGCUCAGCGAGAAAACUUUCUAGGGGACACCAAUGUAUCUCUUAAUUCAACCCCUAUUGACGAGGAGCGAGCCUUUGAACAAUCGGACACGGAUGAGAUGUCAGAGCGGGGCAUUCACCCGGUGCCUAGAGGAAUCGUGAACCCGAACUAUCCCGGCUUCCAGCACUUGGCACACACUCUACAGGACUACUCUGCUAAUAUAGAGAACUUUUAUCACUCGGAAAAUGAAAUGACUGAUGACGACGUAGACUUAGAAAUUACAGAAAGUGCUUAUGAACCUGAAUUUAACCAGAACGUAAUUUCAAUAGACUCUCUAAAUAUUGACAAUAACAAUGGCAAUGAAACAGAACACACAAUAUUGUGCACACAAAAGGAACUUUCAUCACAAAACAAAGAUUUAGAUAGUCCCAUGCAAAUAGAAAUACCAGAUUUAUUAAAAUCUGUAUCUCAGAACAAUAACAAUGUCAAUCACACAGACUUUGACCUAAACUGUUCUGAAACUGACAUAGAAAAUAAUUUUCACACCAAAGACAUUAUAGGAGAUUUUAAUAAAGAAAUAGAAGAUGAAAUAAGGGAAUUAUUAAAUUAUAAUAUCAAUAUACAAGACGACUUAGAGGAAUUAAGGAAAGAUAUCAAAGAUACAUUCGCAAAACCUAUAGAAACUACUAUCAAUAACAUAAGUGAAGUUGUUAAUCACGUUAUAAAGAAACUUGUAAAAACACAAAUAGACCCCUUGGAGCAAAAUGAUAACCAAUCUAGUACUAAUACUAACCAAGAAAUAGAAGAAAUAAAAGAUGUGAAUGAAGAAAAUGAAACAAACACUAGAACAGAAAUGAAUCUAAACAGGCCUACCUUUUUACUAAUAGGGAAUAACACGGAUGGAAAUAUCGCUGACGCUUUUCUCUCUGACGGAAAAGAUGAAAUCAACGUUAAUGAAUACGACACUGAAGCUCUGAGCAAUAAUGUUGAAAGAACAAUAAAGCAGUUGAGCACGGAACUCAGGAAAAUUAUUCCCAAAUUGGAUGAAAUGCGCGAAUGUGACAGGUUAUGGAAUGAAAGUAAAAAAGAUACUAUUGCCGUACUGACCGAUGGAAAUUCAAAUGAAAUCGCUAAUUCCUCAAAGAAUUAUAAUUUAUCUGCCCCUGUGAAUAAGGAAUACGAGGAAUGUAGAAAAUCUGCAUAUCAUGUGGCUGAUAAAGUUGUGAGAAAAGUAGCAGUUGCAACUCGAAUUGAACCGAGGGCGCCGAGGGACCGCCAGAAAGAUAUAACUUCGACAAAAAGUAGUUACCGGAGUGCUCAAAGUAAUACUUCCGUCCGUAAGUCUGAAAGUGCAAAAGAGUAUGAUUUAGGCAGUUUCGAUGUUUACAAUAUAGAGACAGCACUACCUAAAUUAGACAUAGAUGCAAUAGAAAAUCAUUUGAAAGCUGCAAAAGAAGCGGAGAGGCGGAAACGUAAUGAUAGGGAAGAGAUCAGGAAGAGACUCGCGAUGGGAGCUGAAAGUGAGGAGUACUACAGUAUGGGACACAUAGACCGUCCUGGGAGGAAACCGAGUCUACAUUCUCGGCUUCAAAAUGGGAUGAAUCUCCAAAUUUGUUUCAUGAACGAGACAGCAUCUGACAAUGAAUCUCAAGCUUCAGAUGUAGAAAGGAAUUUAAACUUCAAUACUAAAAAUCUCUCCCGGUCAAGUAUAUUCAGCAAGUCCAAUUUUAACCAUCCAUAUCAAACACGGCCACUGUCCGUAAAUAUCACAAAACAUGACAAAAUCAGUUCAGUUCAGAGUGGAGCAAAACUACGUCCAACAUCUUUUACAUCAAAGACACCGAAGUCUAGAUCAGCUCACUCUCUGGGCCAUAUUGAACUGAAGGAAUCAGAUUUCUAUGCUCUGCAAGCUACACUACAAACAGAGGCCCGCAUUGCCCUGGCUCAAGCAAAAGAGAUGGCCCGCAUACAAAUGGAGCGCGAACGGCGGGCGCGGGCGGUGUCGCCAGUGACAGAAAUGUUGCGCCGCAGCAUGGAGAAGGCCAACGCGCCGCUAGCGGCGGACCGGCGACGCGUGUCUCGGCAACUACUCACCGACAUGAACAUAGCCCAGCUACAGGUGAUAGUGAACGAGCUGCACUCUCAGAUCGAGUCUUUGAACGAGCAGCUGGUGAAGAUGCUGAUGGCGCGGGACGAGCUGCACAUGGGCCAGGACUCCAUGCUGGUAGACAUCGAGGACCUUACCAGAUACCUCGGCGUCAAGGAACAGACGAAGAAAACUAAGGGCAACGGGAAGAGCGGCGUGAGGAGGCUCGCAUCGUUAGUGCACAAAUAAGUACACACAAUAAUACUAUAUUUACUGCAAUUUACUUACUCGUAUACUAGGACGACGGCAGUUUGCAACAAGCUGCAAUAUGUGUUAGGAAAUAUAUCGUACCAUAACUCAAGCAAACUAUAUCGAUAGUUCAACCCACUGGUCACGUGUUAUGAAACUUAACUAUAAGUAUUUUGUUUCCUAUGAAGCCAAGUGUAAUGUAAUGCAAUCGUGGUUUUUGCAAAAUCGAUUAAUUUCCUUUGAUGAAAAUUAAAAACCUAUAGGAAUGGAAUGAAAAAUAUUUUUUGGAUGUUUAGGUAGAAUGAUCCCAGUAAAAUGACGAGUUCGAUACAAAAUUCCCGAAACAUUGCUUCGGAGUUUCGUAACACGCGAUAGUUUUACGCUGUAGCCACCAACAAUCAACCAACAUUGAUUGAUUGUUUGAUUGGUGUGUGUUUUACCAGUUACUUAUUAUGAAUUUGUAUUAAGUGUGAUAUUUAUUACUUUUACAUAAUAAAACUGGAUAUAACUGCGUAACAAGUCUUGCCAGAUAGCAGUUGAUGUAUGUAAAGUAAAACCAUUUAUCUAUUAGUAUUUUAUCAUGUAUUAAGCUACGGUCAUGAACAAUAUAAUGUACCCACUUUAGGACUCUGUCGCACUAACAUAUUUGACAUUUAGUGAGACUAACAGUUCAAUUUGUCAAAAAGUUAAUGUGAUAUGGUAUCAAAGUGUAUACAUAUUAAUGCUCGUGACCGUACACUAUAUUAUUGUUACUGGAAUGCGUUGGGUGUGAUUCCACAGAGAAGUGAUUCAACAUGUGUAUUGUUCAAAUUAUCAAUGUUGCUAUCAUGGGGCAACCAUGGAUAUCGGCGAGUGGCUACAUUAUAUUAUAAUAAUUGUAUGUAAAUAAGAUUUCUGUCACCGGUAUACUCCGUCGAAGUUUCCUAUUUCUAUUUAAACUUUGUAUAAUGGAACUGUAUAUUCACAUACAUGUCCGCUUUAUGAUAGAUAUAACUAGCCCACCUAGAGAUAUUGAUAUUUUGUUAUUAUUGGCAAAUUAGGAGAAAUAUUUUUUCAUGAUAGUGCUCAUUGUUAGGCGUUCGCCACAAUGAAAGUGCGGGGGCAGCGCAGAGUGAUUUCUUCGCAUCACACUCGCUUGUUUAUUAAGUUGAUGUGUAAAAGUAUUUCAUAGGUACCCCUCGCAGCACCUGCGCUUCCGUUGUGUGGAAGGCUUAAGUCCGCGAUGCCGCGGUAGUAGGUAGAUUCACAUUAUAGUAUAGUAGGCAUAGUGGUGCACUUGCCAACGCUCAUAAUAGACCAAUCAGAGGCUUCUUCUAUUAUAUAACUAGUACAUACAAUCAUCAUGUCAUUUCCAGAGUACUGCUCUGUCUAAUUUGCAGUCAUAUGCCUCGUCCACAACGGCACGCGUAUUUGAGCUUUUCAGCUAAAUUAUUGUCGGUUGAUUUGAAAUUAAAACCAUGUGUCGUAUGAAAUGUGCCCGAGUGCGAACGUGGCCUUAGUUUUCUUUUCUUUAAAUACUUAACAAAUAACUAGUAUUUAAAAAGUAUUUUGCAAUAGUCACUGGUUACUCUUUUUUUCUCUGCACUCUUGCUGGUUAUUUCUGCCCAUAUCACAAUUUUAAAUAUGUAUAUUAUGAACUUUUAUAAUAACUUUGGGAUCUCAGGUACUUUCUUAUGUGUAAUUCUUUGUAUUUGGGAGAGUUCUUAUGAACUUACUAUGCUAAAAUUACUUUUACAUAGUGUAGUAGGUUUAUUAUAGUUACCAUUUAUUGUUAGACGAAUUUUGUUCUUGACUUUAUGUCUCUCUUAUUUUGUGCUCUUUUGCAUUUAGCAGUCAUAUUUUAUGUCCGAAUUAUUGAUAAAGAAACUUAUUUACGAUAAUGAUAUGUAAAUAUUGAUUUCGACUUAUGCAGGGCAUUGUAUUACUUGAUUCUUUUUUAGGAUAAUUUUAUAAGUGGCCAUUACCAGAGUAAGCCGCCAUUGCCUUGCAUUAUUUACUUUAAUAUUGCAACACUUUCAUAUCUACAUGUCAUUCUAAUGUACUCGAUUGUAUCAGUCACGUUGAUGUUAGAGUUUUAUAUUACAGGAACAUAUUCUUACCGGUAUUAUGUAAUAUUGUCGGGGCGCUACACACUUAUUCAAUUAGUCAUAAUAAGCUGAACCGGUGUAUGAGAUUUGCUAAAUAAAACCAGAUUCAACAUCGUUUUGUAAACAUUAGAAGUUGCAACUUGUCUUCUACAGAUCUGUGGUUUCGGCAGUACUAGUAUUGUAAUUUACCACUACCACCUAGCACGUUGGUCUAACAGAAAGCUCAGCUGUGUGUGGGUACUUAGUUCAUCUUGCGUUGUAUGUAUAGAGGUGCAUUUUCUUCGAGGCAAUGACAUCAUAAAUCGUCUGAAACAGACGUAUAAGGCCAAUGAUGAUAAGAGGUGUAUAAGGUGCAAAUGUCCAAUCAGUUUCUUGCAAAGUAAUAAAUUAACUGGCUGCACUUAAGACCUGGUUACAUGUCGUUUCUGUAAUAGACCUAAAACACCUACAAAAACGUUACAUACAUACAUACAUACAUAAACUCACGCCCGUAAUCCCUAAUGGGGUGGGCAGAGCCACAAGUAAUCAAAGACAACUUGCAGCCACUGUUGAUACGAUGUCGUAAGCUGGAUAUGAUGAACCUUAUGGUGAUAAGGGAUCAGCCUAUCGCCCAUAACAUUAGUCCAUCAUAUUAGAGGACACGAUCCCUCUGUCGGUUUUUACGACAUGCCCGGGAAGACAAGCAGCUGAACGUUUUCUAUGUUUUUUAUUUGCUCCCAAAACUUCAUAGAAGCAAAAACGUUAAUUAUGUAAUUAUGACAACUAAUAGUUCAUAAUUUCACCUACUGUUUACAAAUAAUACGCUGGACUCAGUGACUGCACUUUUGCUCUUUGAUUGUACAUACGACUAUAUCCCAAUGCGAAGUCGUCAGCUUAUAUUUAGUAUUGGAAUUUCGAAUGAUGACUUAAGAAUAGCCAAAUGUAUUAUGUUGUAUCGGAUGAGUGUGUAGCGUUCCUUACUCUAAUAUCUUGAGCGUUAUAAAAUAGUUUCCCCUGGACGUGUCCGCGCAGCUGCGUUUCGCAACUUGAACCAUUCCGUACGGUAUUCUAUAAUAGUAUACUUCUACACGUUACACGUACGUUAAUUAUUUUCCGAAUACUACUAAUGUUAUAUCUUCAGGCCGCGUUUUAAUGAGAUACUGAUGAGCCAUUUUUUUUAGCGAUUGGUCGAUACAGGAUGCCUUUCUGGAAUAGCUUCGUUACAUUAUAAACUAUACUAAUUAUUGAAACAGAACCUAAGUAAGGAACUGAUGAUUUUGAUAAUACCAUUCUACUAAUGAGGAUAAUAAGUAGAAGCUCAAAUGUAGGUGGCAGCACUGGAGUGUUCCCAAAUUUUGACAGUUCUCAAUAAUGUCCAUCUAAAAUUCGAGAUAAAUUGCUAUAAAUUAUGUGAAGUAUCCCAUCUGAAGGAUGAGUUGCGAAAAACAAAAGCCAUCAGUUGGAAAAAGGCAGUUUUGAUUGAAGUUUUUCUGUUUUCUUCUUUCCGAUCUUUAGGGAAUAAAUGUAACAAUGAUUUUGAAAUUAAACACUGCGCAAAGUGUUAUAUAUUAAUAUGUUUGUUUACCUAUCUGUCAAAUCUUCAGGUUAGGUAAGCGGACUCCGUGAAAUACCGGAUAACGCUAGGGAGAUGAUAUUGAUUUAAAUUAUAUGGGGGAACAGUCAAAAUUUAAGAACACUCAACAGUAGCGACACCUGAUGAGAGAAAUAGGCAGUUUUUAUCCUCAUUCAUCGAAAUUCAAUAUCUUAAAUACAGAUUUUUUUUACUGAUAAAUAGUUCAGUUUUAUGGUAAGAAUAUCCGUCUGCUUGUUCUCGCCGUGUUAUCAAAUUAAAUUAACAAACUCUCAAGUAUUAUUACCCAAACAACUUUAUUCGCAAUUUGAAGUAUCAAAUUAAAAAAGUUUACUUGUCUUCAUUAACAGGCUGUAUAACGCGACUGAGCGGGCACGUGCCGAGACGUUUGCAAAAUAUAAAAAAACUUUAUGUAUGUAAAUGAUUGAAGUGGUGUUGGUGUAAGCAGCUGAGAAUAGACGUUAACUUAGCGGUAAGAUAAGUGAAUGCUUGGCGUGCUUGACAAAUUCUACUGACAUGUGAUAAAUAUUAUUGAAUUAUUCUAAAUAAACAGGAAAGUGUUA